Messenger RNA from Cuscuta campestris, 1521 nucleotides. Lineage: Eukaryota; Viridiplantae; Streptophyta; Magnoliopsida; Solanales; Convolvulaceae. The record is from the annotation of a GenBank genome assembly.
UUUUCCCCUGCUUUUCGCCGGAAUCUUGCCGCCGUCCCGGUUUCCGGCGAUAUUCCCGCUUCCUCCCAUUUGAAUACUGCUUUUACAGUCGAUUUGAAGCCGGAAAUAGCAUAAAGAUUCAAUCUUUGUGGCCAUAUCCAGAUAAAGAAGAGAUUUCUGCAUCUGGGUGUUCUUGAGUUGGUGCAAAGCGCAUGUGCGUGUGGAAAGACUCGAGCUUUUCGGCGGGUUUAAGGUUGGGUUGCUGAUUGGAGACAGCCGAGAAGGGAGGAGGGAAGAAUGAGGAAUCUUUCUUCAGAUUCGCCAGGUUCUUCGAGGGAUUUGUUGCAGAGGUUCAUGGUAGCUAGUGUCGGUGACGCGUUGGAGGCAGCGAAAGACGAUACCGAAAUCGAAUUGAAUCUGGGCCUUUCCUUGGGAGGGAGAUUUGGGGUGGACAGAAGUUCCAAGAAUCUGGGCAGGUCCUCUUCCGUCGCUUCCUUUUUGCCGAGUGUGAGAGACGACCCCCAGACAGAGGCGGCGGCGGCGGCGGCGGGGAAUAGAAUAGCCAGAACGUCGUCCCUACCGGUGGAGACGGAGGAGGAGUGGAGGAAGAGGAAGGAAUUGCAGAGUCUGAGGAGAAUGCAGGCGAAGAGAAGGAUGUCGGAGAAGCAGAGAAUUUCACGGGGGGACAAAGGCAUCUCCGCAGCCGCGGAAGAUGAGAAGAAUUUUGAGAAAGAGCCGUGCGCAGCCGAGCCGAAGCUGUUCGGGUUAUCGUUGGGGUUUCAGGCUUGGGAGGCGGCGGGGCAGAAGGGGAAAGGAGGCGAUUUUAGUAAAGCCUUGCAACCUUCACCCCAAGGAUCAAUUGAAUCUCAGGGAGGUAGUUCUUCAUCCAUGUCUGAAUUUGAAAGUAAAUCUCUUCAAGGUUCUUGUGAGCAUAGUCCAACUAGUUACCAGUCUACACAUGACAUGCAUAAGAAGGAUGUUGGUACGUCUGGGGUUAAAACGAUUAUUGUGGGAAGUAGGAUGGCAGGAACCGAGAUGGAAAGUACAUCUGACAAAGCCGUGUGUACGAGCGAGAAAGCACGGAACCCCGGGAUGGACGAGAUGCCGUGCGUCUUCACCAAAGGGGACGGUCCUAACGGUAGGAGAGUGGACGGGAUACUGUACAAGUACGGGAAAGGGCAAGAAGUGAGAAUAAUGUGUGUUUGCCACGGAAGCUUCCUCUCGCCUGCCGAGUUUGUGAAGCAUGCGGGUGGGGCCGACGUGGCCCACCCGCUCAAGCAUAUCGUCGUCAACCCUAACGCCUCCUCCUCCUCUCCCUUCCCGUGACAGAGAGAUUCGAGAUUAUAGUUACAAAAAUGCUCAUGCCAAAAUGUUGUGUUACAAAAACAAGAUAUUGUGUUUGUACAUUCUUUGAUAUGGGCAGAGAGUAGAUUUUUUUUGUUGUUUUUUUCCCCCUCUUUUUCUUUAGGAACUUAUAAGGUGUAGUAUAUAUACAAAUGCUUAUGUUGAAUUGUUAUAUGGUUAUAAAAGGAUUUGUGGUAC